GGCUCGGUAUUCAUCCAACAAGGCCGGUCCUACAUCGUAUUCGAAGUCGACGCGGACAAGAAACUGGCCAAAGUCCGCCCAACGACGGUGGACUAUGUGACUGCUAAUAGGGAUUUCACGGACGUUGAUCCGAUCCAGAUCUCGGAGACGCGGGAGGUGGUGCCCCCGCCCACGAUCGUAAACUACGGCCUCCUCCGCCUGCAAACCACCGUCUUCGGCUACUUCAAGCUCAACCCGCGGACCAAACAAAUCCUCGAAGCCGUCGACGGGCUUGAAAACCCGCCCAUCACAAAACAUCGCGCGGGGUUCUGGGUCGACGUUCCCCACCCGGCCGUCACUUUUUUGAAGGAACGGGGGAUCAAUGUCGAGUUUAGCGUCCACGCCGCCGCUCACGCGUUGUUGGGGUUGCUGCCCACGUGUGUUGUGAUACCGACCACGGGACAGACGGAUAUCAGGACGGAUUGUAAGCAUCCGCGCGCGGGGCGGUUCAGGACACCGACGACGACAGGUGGCGGGUUGGUGUAUAAGGCGUUCAGACAUAUUCCGGAACUGUUGAGGCGCGUGUGGGUGGUUGUGAGGGAGUGUCCAUGUGAGGACGGGUGUCCGGGGUGUGUGCAUAGGGCGGGGUGUAAGGAGGGGAAUGAGGCGUUGAGUAAAGAGGGCGCGAGGGUGGUGUUGGGAGCGUUUUGUGGUGAAGUUUCUCGAUAG
Messenger RNA from Fimicolochytrium jonesii, 708 nucleotides. RefSeq lists its product as uncharacterized. NCBI's taxonomy places the organism in Eukaryota, Fungi, Chytridiomycota, Chytridiomycetes, Spizellomycetales, Powellomycetaceae. The annotation marks the transcript as partial. The transcript is spliced from 3 exons. The record is from RefSeq and is a predicted model, not a curated record.